AGUAGUCACACCACCUUUCGGCACCACAAAGAGCACCUUGAGAGUCACAGAACAGACACUUGUGAACAGUGCUUCCCCGAACACACCUUCUUCCGUUGUGCUACACGCACGCAUACAGGACUGACACCGACCGCAACACUCGACUACACACCGAUCGAAAUCAUGUCGACCUUUGGGCAGUACUUCCGGGUGACAACCUACGGCGAGUCUCAUGGAAAGUCGGUGGGUUGCAUCGUGGACGGUGUGCCUCCCGGGCUCGAGCUCACGGAGAAAGACAUUCAACCUCAAAUGACACGACGACGACCGGGCCAGUCCGCUCUUACGACCCCGCGAGAUGAGAAAGACAUGGUUGAAAUUCAGAGCGGCACCGAGUUUGGAAUUACGCUGGGCACACCCAUUGGACUGCGAGUCAUGAACCAAGAUCAGAGACCAAAAGAUUACGGCAAGGAAGGCGCGAGCUUCAAUGGGCAGCAGGCAGGCACAAAGGCGCAGAGGCCCAUGGACGACUUUCCUCGACCUUCACACGCGGAUUGGACCUACCUGGAGAAGUACGGCGUGAAAGCCUCAUCUGGUGGUGGACGAAGCUCAGCACGUGAGACCAUUGGACGUGUCGCUGCUGCAGCGAUUGCCGAGAAGUACCUGAAAGUCGCAUACGGCGUUGAAAUCGUCGCAUUCACGAACAGUGUUGGAGAUGAGCAUCUCUUUCCCUCCACGAGGACGCACCCGAGCCCUUCGACGAACCCGGAGUUCCUCAAUCUACUGGAGGGCAUCACGAGAGAGCAGGUGGACUCUUUCCUCCCUGUGCGAUGUCCGAAUGGGGAGGCCGCAAAACGCAUGGAAGACCUGAUCGCCGAGUAUCGAGACAAGCACGACAGCAUUGGCGGCACUGUCACAUGCGUCAUUCGCAAUUGUCCUUCUGGACUGGGCGAGCCAUGCUUUGACAAAAUGGAGGCCAAACUGGCGCAUGCGAUGCUGAGUAUUCCUGCCACGAAAAGCUUCGAGAUUGGCUCGGGGCUUGGCGGUUGCGAGAUGCCAGGCUCGAUACACAACGAUCCUUUCAUCAAGGCUCCCGCCGUGGCUCCUUCGGUGUCCGGAGCAUCGCAACCCAUUAGCUCCCGGCCUAGGCUGACAACCAAGACAAACAAUUCUGGUGGCGUUCAAGGCGGCAUCACCAAUGGCAUGCCCAUCUUCUUCACCGUCGGCUUCAAGCCUCCGGCCACGAUUGGUCAAGCUCAACAAACUACCACAUACGACGAGGAGGAGGGCGUGCUCGAAGCCAAGGGCAGACACGAUCCCUGUGUGAUUCCACGAGCGGUGCCCAUUGUGGAAGCCAUGGCGGCCUUGGUGGUGAUGGAUGCUCUCAUGGCACAGGCUGCGAGGCAGAGCACACGAAGCCGACUGCCCAUUGUGAACAACAAGCUCAUUGUGCCCAUCUCCGAGCAGCAGAAUGACAUCUCCUCUCCAGCGAAUGGGCAUGACAAGUAGUGCUUUCAUCGCUCCAUCGCUUCGGACGGGAUGGGAACACCAGCGCACUACAGUGACUCAUUGGGCACACCGAGAAGGGAAGUCGCUCACGUAGACACGCCGGUCCAGGCUGGGCGGAAGAGCAUCUAUGCGGAGAACAUCAUGUGGGAUGAUUAGCGAGGCGUUGGGAGUGGAUCACAUGGAGAAACAUGGUAGCGACUGCGCUCGAGUGGGAUCUCGCUUCGUCCCGAAUGAAGGCUUUCGCGCGACAGGUGUGCGUUCUUGGGUAUACCUUCACCCUUGUUCAUAUCAUGUUGUCAAAGCAAAGUGACCAUGGCAAUUCCUGCUGUGCUGAUCUGCGUCAGUCUGUCAAUAGUGUAUACAGCCUGUGUACAACAUGAGACUGGGCAGCUGGCUUUUCACACAUACCAACAGGCGCCUGUUGAUGUUGAAGCGGAUUCAAAAUGUGUCAAUUGGGGCACUGGAGAAUUGCAGACGCUUUACGGUUCGUUACAUUUACGAUAAUGUUACACUUGUUUCAUUCCUGACAUCUGGUGCUCUGCUGGACAGCAAGCUCGACCAGAGCCGCUUUAUUUGCUGCCGGAUGAGAGCACUCCUCGCCAGCGAAGAAGCAGGUUUGUUAAUACAUGCCAUGGUUGCUUUGUUGUUGUAGUCAUUCCUUUGUGGAAGUUGCAGACCACCCCACUUCAUCGUAGAGACUUGGUCACACGAGUAUGGAUGGUCGCAGGCUGGUUGAGCCAUACAGAGCCAGCGUCUUGCUUCAAGUAUUGCAGCCGCCUACUUGGACUCCAUGACCUCAUCCUCCUCUUCAAUGGUACCAGCGGAGCUAGUGGUGCUCAUCUUCUCCAGCUCGGCGUGAUCUGGACCAUGAAUGUCCUCGUCGUACUCGACGGCAUCCUCGUCGGCCUGUUCGAACUUGGUCUUGAAGAGGUUGUGGCCGGCGGCCAUGGAGGUCGAGUUGGAGCGACGCUUGGGCUUGGUGAGGUUGUAUGGAAGAUCAUCGAGCUCGGUAUAGCCUGGAGUGCCCCAAUUGCCUCUGCCUUGACCUUGCUUCUUGGUGCUCGACGGGUUGACGCCGUCAUGGCCAGCUUUGGCAAAGUAGCGUGGAAGAUGCUCUUCUGGAGCAGCAGUGCCAUUGGCGAGGCCGACGUGGUCACGGUUGUUGGCCUUCUGGGUGCGAGUCAUGUUGAAUGUGAUGGGAGGUGUUGGUGGAUAGAGGGCUUGAUUGACUUGUUUGAUGAUUGCUGAUGGUGGGGUGGUGUUGGGUGGUGAACAG
Molecule: messenger RNA, 2761 nt
Organism: Sphaerulina musiva SO2202
Lineage: Eukaryota; Fungi; Ascomycota; Dothideomycetes; Mycosphaerellales; Mycosphaerellaceae
Product: chorismate synthase
Exons: 4
Coding region: 163-1485 (440 amino acids)
Biological process (GO): aromatic amino acid biosynthetic process; chorismate biosynthetic process
Cellular component (GO): cytosol
Molecular function (GO): chorismate synthase activity; FMN binding
Source: RefSeq, a predicted model, not a curated record